Messenger RNA from Amphibalanus amphitrite, 1417 nucleotides. RefSeq names its product succinate dehydrogenase [ubiquinone] iron-sulfur subunit, mitochondrial-like. Gene Ontology annotation, biological process: respiratory electron transport chain; aerobic respiration; tricarboxylic acid cycle. The transcript is spliced from 7 exons. Gene Ontology annotation, cellular component: mitochondrial membrane. Gene Ontology annotation, molecular function: 2 iron, 2 sulfur cluster binding; electron transfer activity. The coding region runs from base 269 to 1135 and encodes 288 amino acids. NCBI's taxonomy places the organism in Eukaryota, Metazoa, Arthropoda, Thecostraca, Balanomorpha, Balanidae. The record is from RefSeq and is a predicted model, not a curated record.
GGCCUCACACCUUUUUAACUCAAAGUUCACGCAAUCGAUCAUGCAGAUGCUACCAAAAAGCUGUUACAUAAUGAAAUUACAUAUGGUAGCACUGUUCCUCAAUUUUAGGAAGGCUUGCGUACGCGUAACCGAUAGUUGAUAUUCGAUCGUGAGAAUUUUACUGAGGAGGAUUUACGGCACGCUUUGAGCUGCUGAGUGGUGUUUUCGGCUAUCUGCCUGGUGUUUUAAGCUAUCAAGUAGAUAUCUGCGUCUUCUUCUCUUCUGAAAAAUGACUACGGCUGCUGUGAAAUCUGGUCUUUUGGCCGGAAACUUCGGCCUUAUUUGUGGGCAAAGUCUGGUCCGUGGGGCCCAGACGGCGGCGGCGGCCAACCCUGCUUCUCAGCGGCGCAUUAAGCAGUUUUCCAUCUACCGAUGGAACCCAGACAAGCCUGGAGACAAGCCCCACAUGCAGACCUACGAUGUCGACCUCAACUCGUGCGGGCCCAUGCUUCUCGACGCCCUCAUCAAGAUCAAGAACGAGAUGGACCCGACGCUGACGUUCCGGCGCUCGUGCCGUGAGGGCAUCUGCGGCUCGUGCUCGAUGAACAUCGGCGGUGUCAACACCCUGGCCUGCAUCAGUAAGAUCGACACGAACCUGUCGAAGCCGACCAAGGUGUACCCGCUGCCGCACAUGUACGUCAUCAAGGACCUGGUGCCGGACAUGAACAACUUCUACGAGCAGUACCGCAGCAUCCAGCCGUGGCUGCAGCGCGCCGACGCCAAGGGACGCGAAAAGGAGUUCCUCCAGAGCGUCGACGACCGAAAGAAACUGGACGGUCUGUACGAGUGCAUCCUGUGCGCGUGCUGCAGCACCUCGUGUCCGUCCUACUGGUGGAACGGCGACAAGUACCUGGGACCGGCUGUCCUGAUGCAGGCGUACCGUUGGAUCAUCGACUCCCGUGACACGGCUACAGAGGAGCGGCUGGGACGCAUCCGCGACCCCUUCUCCGUCUUCAAGUGUCACACCAUCAUGAACUGCACCAAGACCUGCCCCAAGGGCCUCAACCCCGGCCUGGCCAUCGCCGAGAUCAAGAAACUUCUGUCCGGCAUUGCUAAGAAGCAGGAGCCCGGCCUGGCCACCACAGGCACCGCUUAAUGCCGCUUUAGAGACAGACUUUAUGUGCUUCGUAGUUGGUUUGGCCCGACCAGACCGCAGCAAAGACGACUCGGGCUAUCCGAAGGAAGAUGUGUCAGGCGCCGAGCGGUGCGCGAGUAACUGAACAGUGGUGUCGGUGUGAUAUUUUGUUCGGCCAGCGGCGAGUGAGGCUCGGCCAAACUUGUGCUGGCUCGCUUCGCUCUGUUUGACUUGAACGACUGCGCGGGUGGGCUAUCACAUGUUGUAUAUACAUAUAUAAUAUAAUAUGCGCUCCCCGUGGAA